Macrobrachium nipponense is the source of this 2428-nucleotide messenger RNA. Its product is annotated as gigaxonin-like. Gene Ontology annotation, molecular function: protein binding. Bases 4 to 1950 code for a protein of 648 amino acids. The record is from RefSeq and is a predicted model, not a curated record. Lineage: Eukaryota; Metazoa; Arthropoda; Malacostraca; Decapoda; Palaemonidae. The transcript is spliced from 9 exons.
UACAUGUCUAUCGGAAUGAAAUGGGGAGCCGUUAGAAGUUUAACUCCAUCUGUUACUACUAUUACUACUACUCCCAGACUACAACCACUGCAGUUACUCAGGCAGGACAGUUUUGUACUUGUUUUCACACACAUAAGAAUCAUGAGUCGACAAGAAUAUUCUACAAGUGGUUUGCAUGCUACUAGAAUUCUGAAAGAAUUAUCAUCUCUCAGGAAAUUAGAAGUUUUAUGUGAUGGAAGUGUUAAGUUAUUAGAUGGAAACAUGAAGGUUAGCCGCGCAAUUUUAGCUGCAGGAUGUCCUUACUUUAAAGCAUUGUUUACAUUUGAAGAGGAAGUGCAACAUGGUGUUCACAGUACUGCAGAGCCUGUGUUGGAUAUAACUGUCCAGUCUUUUGAAAUUAUACUAAAUUAUAUAUACACUGGGAAGAUAUCACUUGACAAUGAUAAUAUUCAAGAUAUACUUCAAGCAAGUGAUCUCUUGCUUAUGAAUGAUCUAAAGGAACUGUGUAUUCAGUACCUGAUGAUGAAAACUGACGUCGACAACUGUUUAGGAAUAUAUCAAUUUGCCCAGCAGUUUUCAUGCCCAAGACUCGUGCAUUUUGCUCAAGAUUUUAUUUUCCAGCAUUUUAGGCAUAGACAGAUUGUUCGGACAGAUGAGUUCCGCAAUUUGGGUGAAGAACGUUUGAAAUCCCUUUUGGCGCAAGAUGGAUUAAUGGUCAAGUCUGAGCUAGAUAUCUUGACUGCAUUAGUUGUGUGGCUUAACGAGAAUGGAUCCAAAAAUCCCGAUGUUGAGUCACUUGUUACAAACUGUUUGAGAGAAUCUGCCGAUUUGAAAUAUGAUCCAAGAUUCCAGCAAGCCUUACAAGAUCUUAAAGCUGGCAAGCCUCCCUGGGAUUCACCUGGAGCCGAAAUGGUGCGAGAUGCUUUGAAGAAGACACGUAGAAUUAGAUCAAUCAGACAGAGGGGCAUGAAGACAGUGCUGGCUUGCUGUGAUGAUGGAGAUGUAUUUCUGGUUAAUAUACUGAGCGCCUGCCAGUAUGGUAGCACCUCCCGGAAGUUGCCUCCCAUGCUUCACCCUAGAAUUAGACCUUCAAUUAUUACUAUGGGAGGAUAUCUUUUUGUUAUGGGAGGGGGAAACCAGAAUCAAGAGAUGUGUAAUGAAGUUCAAAAAUAUGACCCUCAAACCAACAGCUGGACUCUUAUGGCACCAAUGCCAUACUCGUGUUUUUCUCCAAAAGUUGUAGCUUAUUCUGGAAAACUGUAUGUAACUGGUGGUGUUGGAUUGUAUGAGCAAGAACUUCAAAUUUCAAGAUUUGAAGAAUUCGAUAUAUAUGCCAACAAGUGGCGAACGUUGCCUUCAGUGCCCAAUCCACGGAGAGGAACAGCAUUAGUGGUUGCAAACAAUAAAAUUUACUACAUUGGAGGAUCCCCUUGGCAAGAAUAUCCAGAUGGCGUUCAGUUUCUUCGUGUUGUUGAUGCCGUUGAUUAUUUUUGUUUAACUGAAGAAACAUGGGUAGCAGGUCCACAGUUGAAGGAGCGGAGGAGCCAUGCAACAGCAGUGUGUUCAGAUGAGAACGUGUUUGUGUUCGGGGGAACAAGACCCAUUGAGUGCCCAAGUGCUCACGGAAGUCUCAAAGUGACGGGAACAGAAGCACUGUUUUACGCGUCUUCUCAAAACUGGACACCUUUGGGUGGAUUUGCUGUUCCUAUUGAUGCCAGGUUUCAGCCGACAGCUUUAGCCACCAAUGAGUUUGUAUUGCUCAUUGGCAAAAAUGAUCCUACUGAUAAACGUCACAACGCUUUCAUCAUGGGAAGCACCGGAUGGAGUUUGAUUCCGUCGGGAAAUAGCGAAAGCAUUUUGACUUCAGGUGCCAGAAGGUUUUGUGGCUUUAGUCUUCUUACAUUGCCUGCUGCAGCCAUGCAGGACUUGCAGGUGGAAAGCGAUACUUAGAACUACUCUGUCUAUGUACAGGAGGUUUCUUAAGGAUCAGUCAGUGAACUUUUCUCAUAUGGUAAGUGCCGCAGUGUAAUACAGCACAGCAUGUUGAUAUUGAUUCUUAUAUUAUACAAAAUGUGCUGUCAUUGGAAGUAAGACAGAAUACCCAUAUUUGAAGAAAACGGGAAAAGUGAAGAGUGAUACUGAUGAAAAUGACAGUCAGAAGGCGUAGCUCAAUAAUUUUAAUGUGACAACCUAAUCAUAGUUUUCAUAUGGAUUGAUAUGAAAAUAACAACUGUUCUUUCCCAUUUAUACAUAUCCAUCUUACAAUAUGAAAAGUAAUGUCAUUUAGGUUAUGCUCAUUUUCCAGUGUGUACCAUUUCAUGUGACAGUGACGUCAUUCCAUGUCUGGCAUCAGAUACCUGUGACUCUCAUACUCCAGAACAACAUUAUUCUGCAUAUAUAUAUAUAUAUAUAUAUAUAUAUAUAUAUA